Molecule: messenger RNA, 1651 nt
Organism: Bufo bufo (common toad)
Lineage: Eukaryota; Metazoa; Chordata; Amphibia; Anura; Bufonidae
Gene: RTN4IP1
Product: reticulon 4 interacting protein 1
Exons: 9
Coding region: 204-1391 (395 amino acids)
Cellular component (GO): mitochondrion
Molecular function (GO): zinc ion binding; oxidoreductase activity
Source: RefSeq, a predicted model, not a curated record
AGAAGGGACAAGACCUGGAUGUGUGAAGAACCGAGGAGAAGUGAAGCAGAAGGGCUGAGGACCGCAGGCUGGUGGCAGAGCGUCACACGGGGAGGCCUCGCUGCAUUUCCUUGCUCCUGUUUCAAUGACAUGAAGCUGUAGAUUGUGACAGUGUUGCUCUAGUCCUUUGUGUUGUAUAUUGGAGGUCUCCGGUGCUGAGCAGGAUGAAUAUUGUGUGCAGGAGAUCUGUCUUACAUUUGUGUAGAAGACCCAGUCUAAUAGCAGAUGCUGGGAAAGAGAGGGGCAUCCAUUCCUCAGGUAGGAGGAGCAUGGUUAUGCCAGCCUGGGUUAUUGACAAGUAUGGGAGCAAUGAUGUUCUGCGCUUCAAUGAGAAUGUGCUGCUGCCAAUCAUCCAUUAUCCCAAUGAAGUGAUCAUUAAAGUCCAUGCUGCGAGUGUAAAUCCUCUCGAUGUGAACAUGAGAAGUGGUUAUGGCGCAAAAAGUCUGAACAUGAGUCGGGAUCCUCUUCAUAUAAAGACAUCUGGUAGUGAAUUUCCUUUGAUUUUGGGCAGAGAUGUUUCAGGAACAGUCAUGGAAUGCGGACUUAAUGUGAAGUACUUUAAACCUGGAGAUCAGGUAUGGGCAGCGAUCCCUCCAUGGAAGCAAGGUACAUUUGCAGAAUUUGUUGUUGCAAGUGUUAAUGAGGUAUCCUUGAAGCCAAAGUCACUUAGUUAUACAGAGGCUGCAUCUUUACCCUAUGUGAUGCUUACUGCAUGGGCAGCCCUUGUUAACAGCUGUGGUUUGAGCAAGGAAAAGUGUCCAGGGAAGCGUGUAUUAAUUAUUGGGGCAUCAGGGGGAGUUGGUACAGCAGCCAUCCAGCUAUUAAAAGCCUGGGGUGCUCAUGUAACAGCUGUUUGUUCUGGGAACGCCGUUACCUUGAUGAAAGACCUUGGAGCUGAUGACAUAAUUGACUAUACUGUAGCCAGGUUGAAGGACCAGUUAAAGACACGGGACCUCUUUGAUGCCAUUCUUGAUAACAUUGGAGGAACAAGUGAAGAGUUGGCUCUUCAGUUUUUAAAACCAUGGUCUGGAGCUACGUUUGUUACACUAGUCACUCCUUUUCUGUAUAACAAUGACAAGCUGGGGAUAGCGGAUGGAAUGAUGCGUACAGGGGUUACGUUGGCGUCAAAAGCAAUAAAGCACUACUACAAAGGAAUUCACUACCGAUGGGGAUUCUUUGCUCCCAGUGGACCAUCUCUAGAUGAAGUAGGAGAGCUUGUUGAUGCUGGCAAGAUACGUCCUGUAAUUGAAGAUGUAUUGCCAUUUUCUGAUGUCCCUAAAGCCUUUCAGAAGCUAGAAGCAGGACAUGCUCGAGGAAAAACUGUUAUCCAAGUUGUUGAUCCCCAAAAAUAAUUAUAAUAAUUAAUACAUUUUUAUACUUCUUCAAUUUUCCUGAAAAUUUCUCUGUUUUAUUCUUGUUUUGCAUGGGAGCAGUGUUACAAUCUUCUAAAUUGUGAAGCGUUUCUAUUUAAAAAUGCAGUAUAAAUUCUGCUCAAUACAUGUUAUAUAAGUAGGUUAGGCUACUUUCACACUUGCGGCAGAGGAAUCCGGCAAAACGUAUGCCAACUGAUUGCAUUUUAAGACUGAUCAGGAUCCUGAUCCGUCUUAGAAAU